AUGGCACGCGUCCAUCGCAACCUGCUGAUACUGACUAUGCUCAUUCUCAGCGCAAAAUCCCAAACAGACUCCAACAACAGUUUCACUGAAGAUACCCAUCAUCAGGAAAUACCCAAUGAAAACCCAACAGCAGAAGAAAGAAACACGAAUUUCAACUUGACGAACACGUCCAGCGAAGAGUUCGAGGAGCUGACUGAUCAAGACAUCCUGGACUACAUCUAUCCGAAGUCCUGGACAUGGGCUCUGAUUUUCUUUCAUUGCGUGGUAUUUUUGGUGGGACUGGUGGGAAAUUGCUUGGUUUGUGUGGCGGUGUACAAGAAUCACACCAUGAGGACGGUCACCAACUAUUUCAUCGUCAAUUUGGCAGCUGCUGAUUUUCUGGUUAUACUCUUCUGCUUGCCGCCGAGUGUUGUCUGGGAUGUGACUAAUUUGACUGGUGGUCGAUCAGGACAACUGAAUACUUUUGCGAUGAACAUGAAUGCCAGCACCGAAGGCCAACUGAGAUCGAGACGGAAAGCUGCCAAAAUGUUGGUCGCAGUCGUCGUGAUGUUCGCCUUUUGUUUUCUGCCCGUACAUCUAUUGUCUGUUCUCAGAGCAUUCGACUCGUGCUGUCAAAGAGACUCCGCCGACAGAAAUUACUACCAAUAUGGCGGCACUUUUUACAACAAAGACUCCGGAUUCGCGUCCAGAACGCAAUCGAGGAACGACUACGAAAUCCACCGGCUGAACACCUACAGGGAGGCCAAUAAUUCCAAGUUGACGAGGAAGAAUACCAGGACGAGCGUUCUGCAAGUGGACAUCUGAAAGGUGCGAUUUACGAUUGAAAAUCCUGAUCCUGAUGAGAAUUUAGUGUAAAUAUACGAUUACGUGUGUCAUUUUGGAUUUUGAUAUCAAUGUUGUGAAGUGGUUCAUGUAUGUACAGGGUGGUGGAUCGCGUAAGCCGUAAGUGAUGAGUUGUGCACCUAUACACCAGUCAGACCAAUCGACCCCUAUCUCCCCCAUGCAU
Messenger RNA from Phaedon cochleariae (mustard beetle), 1006 nucleotides. Lineage: Eukaryota; Metazoa; Arthropoda; Insecta; Coleoptera; Chrysomelidae. The record is from the annotation of a GenBank genome assembly.